This is a messenger RNA of Guillardia theta CCMP2712, 708 nucleotides long. RefSeq lists its product as hypothetical. The coding region runs from base 63 to 647 and encodes 194 amino acids. Lineage: Eukaryota; Cryptophyceae; Pyrenomonadales; Geminigeraceae. The record is from RefSeq and is a predicted model, not a curated record. The transcript is spliced from 5 exons.
GGCGAAGCGGCAUGGUGUCGUACAUGCCGACAACGUCCAGCGUCAAGAGGCGGGUGGCUGGCAUGGCGGGAGCUCUUGCUAGCGCCCUAGCGCUCUUUUGUAUCGCCAGCAUGAUGGUGAGCAUGAGACACCCGGCGUCGUCGUCGGCCAGGCGAACUGAGCUGGCCAUGUUCAUGCGGAGGGCGAAAGGGCAAAGGCUUCCCAACAAGAUGAGUCUCGACCUCGAUGGCGGCGAGCUUCCUAUCCCCAUUGAGGAUGAUGGUUCAUCUACUGCCCCUGGAUCAAACAUUCACAUGUUCGAGCAUGGUCUCCCUCCGCUCCCUAACCCCGCGGCUCGACGCUGGACGUGGAUGCAGCAGCACAAGCACGGCUACAUCCCCGCACAGGGAUGGCUUUCGCCCACCUUCUUCAGGCAGCGCAUGCUGCAACGGCAGCUCAGAAAUCGUAUCAGGCCCGUUCUAUCCAUGGGGGACCUUCCUAUUCCUAUCGGUUAUGAUGGGGAUAUGGAUAAUAUUGCACCAGGAUCAAACAUGAACAUGUACGAGAACGCUAUCCCUACUACAAUCCCGUAUGCCCCUGAUCCGGCUGGAUGGGGUAUGGACUAUUCUCCGUAUGUUGUACCCAAUCUUGAUGAUCCAAAUUAUUGAUGUUGUACAUGAGCACAAGUUAAAGAACAUUAUGAUGUGAAUAAAACGAAGGCGUGCUUCA